Messenger RNA from Cyclospora cayetanensis, 1125 nucleotides. Its product is annotated as mitochondrial glycine transporter. The transcript has 5 exons. Lineage: Eukaryota; Apicomplexa; Conoidasida; Eucoccidiorida; Eimeriidae. The record is from RefSeq and is a predicted model, not a curated record. Gene Ontology annotation, cellular component: mitochondrion. Gene Ontology annotation, biological process: glycine import into mitochondrion. Gene Ontology annotation, molecular function: glycine transmembrane transporter activity. Bases 1 to 1125 code for a protein of 374 amino acids.
AUGAAGCAAGAUCCCCCUGAUCCAGGGCCUUCUGGCAAGGAAGGACUGCUGAUUCAAGCUAGAAACAGUGCUGAGACUGCAUCCAGACGCAACAGUAGCAGUGCUGCUAUCUUUGGAGGUGGAACCUCCGGAAGUUCUUCCUCGACCCUAAUGGGAAUCUACGGAGCGCUGUCCAGCUGUGCAGCUGCUGUCGCCCUUCAGCCCCUGGACGUCAUAAAGACCCGACAACAACAGCAGGGAGCUACAGGUGUGAAGGUCUGCAUCAGGACUGCUGCAGGGGCCAUACAUAGGCAGUAUGGCCUUUUGGGCUUUUGGAGAGGCUCCAUUGCCACUGUCCUUCGAGUCGCACCCGGCACCGGCUUGUACUUUUCAGCGCUAGGGCCUAUGAUGGGAACCUGGGGAACGGUGGCUCCUCUGUUGCGUUGUUUGCCUUUGGAUCGCCUGAUGGAAACUUCUUCGAAGCUCGACCCGAACGUUGUUCCUGCAUGGUAUCUAGGUGUUAUCUCUGGGGUCGCCAGAGGAGCGGCAGUCGUUCUUUUUAACCCCAUAUCCAUUGUCAAAACGCGCAUGGAAUCCUCGCUGGGGUCAGGAAGCAUGAUGCAGUCUUUCUGGCACUUACUGCGGCAUGAGCCGCCGCUUAAUUGGUGUCGGGGCUCUCUGGCGACCAUUUUUCGCGAUGUACCUUUCUCAGGUUUAUUCUUUGUCGUGUACGUACAUUUAAAGGGCUACCUGGGCGUAGAAGCUGACUCUAGAGAGAACGUCAACUUCUAUGCACUCCAAAACUUUGCAUGCGGCGCCGCUGCGGCUGCCACAGCAUCAGCCAUCACGCAUCCUUUCGACGUGCUGCGGACACGGCUGCAGUUGGAUGCGGUGGCAGCAAGCUUAAAUGGGUCGACGGCAAGUGGGAGUAACAGCGGUCCGUCCGCUAUAAGGCACCAAGGAAUAAUGACACGGGUGGCAGAACUGGCGAGGACUGAGGGUCCCAGCGUUCUGUGGCGGGGUUUGGGAAUUCGGCUGCUGAAGCGCAGCCUGAUGGCUGCGCUGACGUGGACCUCCUUUGAAGAGAUAAAAACGGCUGCCUCUGGCUCUUUGGCGCCGGCCGCCGCUGGCGAAAGGAACGGCUAA